Dreissena polymorpha is the source of this 1196-nucleotide messenger RNA. RefSeq lists its product as uncharacterized. The transcript is spliced from 5 exons. NCBI's taxonomy places the organism in Eukaryota, Metazoa, Mollusca, Bivalvia, Myida, Dreissenidae. Bases 80 to 1051 code for a protein of 323 amino acids. Gene Ontology annotation, biological process: copper ion transmembrane transport. Gene Ontology annotation, molecular function: copper ion transmembrane transporter activity. The record is from RefSeq and is a predicted model, not a curated record. Gene Ontology annotation, cellular component: membrane.
CGGCUGCAGAUGUGCAAUUGGAAAGGAUUGAUGUUUUGAAGUUUGACAUAAACGGCUGCAUUACAUUUUACACGGGACAAUGGAUCACAGACACAGACACGAACACGGUGAGCACCAUGUUGGUCACGUGCACCCUUCAUCACAUAAGAACGUCACCAAACGGCCGGCUAAAUCGAGGAUGACUGCUACCGUCGCCGCAACUACCGAGCGCGUCAUCCCCUCGAAUGAAAACGUGUCUGUAGAAGGCGGUCACGUGUCGAUGGAUGACAGUCACGUGCCUAUUCACGGCGGUCACGUGUCUAUUCACGACGGUCACGUUCCUAUGGACGGCGGUCACGUGUCUAUGCACGGCAGUGACAUGUCUAUGAAAGUUGGUCACGUGUCAGAACACAGCGGUCACGUGGUGCACUUUGGAAACCACACGAUAAACGAGCAGCCUGACCGCGGCUACGAACAUGGCGAUGCACAUACAGGGCACAGUUCCCACAUGAUGAUGUCGCAUACUUAUACGUAUUUCUCAACGGGCAGCUACACGGAUUUGAUGAUCAAAGGGAUAAACGUUUCGUCUAUUCAAGACUUGAUCCUCACACUGCUGGUAGUGAUGUUUAUGGUGAUUCUUAUCGAGGCUCUGAACACCUGGUUAAAGCGACACGAUCAAAGGUCACAAUAUCCAUCUGGCUCAUCUAAGUUUUCCAUGCUCCUGUUGGCCACUGUUGUCAAGAUGGCGACUCUAACAGUCGGGUACCUGGCGAUGCUCCUGGUUAUGACCAUGAACUACUGGAUCCUCAUUACAGCGGUCCUUGCCUCUGGCAUUGGUCAUCUCAUUAUGCGACCCAUCAUCACCGCCUGCUGCAGUCCUCCAGAUAGAAUAUCUACCCAUCAGGAACUUGCAAAUGCGCAGAGGGUGAACUGCUCUACGUCCGAGAGUAUGUCCUGCAAACCACUGUGUGAGGCGGCACAGUCGGACGCGAUUGAAGUUCCAAACGGAGAAGAGGAGACUACACCGUUGACUUGGGACCCACAGCUUGAUAAGCCCUGUUCACAAACAUGACUGACUGGAUGUUCACUUUCUACUUUGUUCUUGAGCAGCAUUAUACUGAGAUAAGUUUUGUUCGGCCAUGUGUACAUACAUUACGAAUUGUUAAAUGCCACGUAACGCCAUACAGAAGGCCUACAUGUACAUGCCUUUACUUCAU